CAUUAUUUACAUGACUACCUGCAUUUCCGUUCAUUGCGUAACAUCCGACAUUCAGAGUGAAUACUUCCUGCCUGCCAGCUAAAAAUGGCGUCCUGUUUUGAGGUAUCUGCGUCGGUCAGUGAUGAACAGACCGAAAGUGCUGCAUCUCAGAAAAGAGAGGAGAGACUGCGAAAAUUCCGGGAACUGCAUUUCAAAAGGAAUGAAGCACGCAAUCUCAAUCACAAGGAGGUUGUGGAGGAGGACAAAAGACUGAAGCUACCAACUAACUGGGAGGCAAAGAAAGCCCGUCUGGAGUGGGAACUAAUGACUGAUGAAAAGAAAAAGGAGUGUGCGGCCAAAGGGGAGGACUAUGACCGGGUGAAACUGCUAGAGAUCAGUGCUGAGGAUGCUGAGCGGUGGGAGAGAAAGAAGAAGAGGAAGAACCCUGACCCAGGAUUCUCAGGUUACGCGGAGGCCCAGCUGCGACAGUACCAGCGCCUCACCAAACAGAUCAAACCAGACAUGGACAGCUAUGAGAGGCAGCGAGAGCAGUGUGGUGAGGACUUCCACCCCACAUCCAACAGCCUGAUCCAUGGGACCCACGUCCCAUCCAAGGAGGGCAUCGACCGCAUGGUGGAGGAUGUGGAGAAACAGAUUGAGAAGCGGGCCAAAUAUAGCCGGCGCAGGGCCUAUAACGAUGAUGCAGACAUCGACUACAUCAAUGAGAGGAACGCCAAGUUCAACAAGAAGGCAGAGCGGUUCUAUGGCAAAUACACAGCCGAGAUCAAGCAGAAUCUGGAGAGAGGCACAGCUGUCUAACUGGACUGGUCAAUCAAAUGGACGCUACCAUUUCCACUGCUUUGUUGUAACUGAAGGCCAUAAUUAGUCACUGUGGUUACAGGACCGGCCAUGUACAUAGAAACCCCAUUUCAGUUGGUCACAAUGCUUACGUAUCUGAGAUCUAAAUUUGUAUUUUGACGCUGACAUUUCUUUAGAGGCAUUUUCUAACAAAUUUUACUGUAUUGUUACUAUAACCCUGUGAAUCAGGUGGAAUGGCUAACUUGAGUACAUCCUGAAUAAUCUUGUAAUGUUAUUUCUGCCUUUCUGCCAAUGUUUAUCGUGUGUGUAUGAACACACAUUUUUUUUGUUGCGUUUUUUAAAUUAUUUUUUUGUAGGUCUUACCCUUAGAUUGCAGUAUGGGUUGGGUAGGUAGGUGGGUGGGGGGUGGCUUAACGUGAGAAUGAAAUGCUAUCAUUCACCUUAAGGCUACACUGUGUUUAUUAGUUAUGCCAGCAGAAGAAUGUGCUAGUGUAGGUGCACGAGGGGAUAAACAAAUUAAACAAUUUCAUCGUUAUCACUCAUCUCUGUUAAGCCGACUGCCCCCAAGCACAAUAUGAGCUAGGAGAGGCUUGUGACCUAAAUUGAGAUCAAAGACAGUCAACAGAUUCACAUGCUAUAUUCAGUUUCUCAUUCUGUAUCAAUGCACACUAUGGGUUAUUCAAAAAUACGAUGUGGGGGUCCUAUAAACACGAAUAGAAUUUGAUCCUCAUCCUUCGUAAUUUGAAUCAGACAUCUGUGUAAUGUUUCGUUGGACUUAAUGAAUCUGUUCUGAAUAAGCCUCAUGGGAUAUGGUAAUAAGAUGGGGAAGAGGGGUUUCAAAGGUUGGCGUGCAAGAAAAAAAAUCAUAUAGGAUUUUGUGCCACCUGUAUCAGAAUCCUAUCGGAAUUCUAUUUGACUAAUUAUUUCCUAUUGGGAAUCAAAAGUAAUUCGAUUGAAUCCAAUAGAUUUUUGAUUAGUCUCCUAGGAUUUUGUCACCCCAAUCAGAAUGCUAUUAUAGCUUUUUUUCUCAAAUAAACCCAUUAAAUUAUAAUUUGUCAUUGGUUCCAGUACAAUACAAAAGCAUUAAUUACUACAUUUCCA
This is a messenger RNA of Oncorhynchus tshawytscha (Chinook salmon), 1899 nucleotides long. RefSeq names its product SYF2 pre-mRNA-splicing factor (gene syf2). Gene Ontology annotation, cellular component: Prp19 complex; catalytic step 2 spliceosome; post-mRNA release spliceosomal complex. NCBI's taxonomy places the organism in Eukaryota, Metazoa, Chordata, Actinopteri, Salmoniformes, Salmonidae. The coding region runs from base 85 to 798 and encodes 237 amino acids. The transcript has 7 exons. The record is from RefSeq and is a predicted model, not a curated record.